AUGAACCUCCACCCUGAGAUCCUCACUGCUGAUCAGGUGACCCUGCCCCUCUGUGCCCCAGGUCUGGCCCUCGGGGUCCUGCUGCUGAGGGCCGCUGCGGCCAUGCGUGGCUGUCCCAGCUCCAUCCCGCACCUCCUUCUCCAGCUCCAGAAUCUGCUCAAUGCCACCGCCGCCAGCGACACCCUCCUGGAACCCUAUAUCCAGCACCAAGGCCUGGACCCGUCCUCCCUCCGGGAAUUGUGCCGGGAGUGCCGCGGGGUCUUCCCGAGCGAGGCCGGCCUGCGGGCGCUCAGCAAGGCCGGCUUCCUGAGGACCGUCUACGCCACCCUGGGCCGCAUCCUGCACGGCCUGGACACCCUGCGCCCGCAGUUUUCAGAGACCAAGGACGCCCCGAAGCUGCAGGCUGCCAGGUGGACUGUCCUCGGCCUCCGGAACAACCUCCACUGUGUGGCCUGGCUGCUCAACAGCUCCCUGCAGACGCCUGAGCCCACGCGGGCAGACGCGGACACGCGUGGAUCUCCGACCCCCAGCCCGCGCCUCUUUCAAGCCAAGCUGGACGGCUGCAAGUUCCUGUGUGGUUACCACGGCUUCAUGCAGGCCGUGGGGACGAUCUUCAGGGAAUGGGGGGAGAGCCCCCGCCGCAGCCGGAGACACAGCCCCCCCCGAGGUCACCUGCACAAAGCCACCCGCAGGACCACGUUCCGGAGCCGGCGGCCCCGGUAGCUGGACAU
Messenger RNA from Dipodomys ordii (Ord's kangaroo rat), 731 nucleotides. RefSeq names its product oncostatin M (gene Osm). Gene Ontology annotation, molecular function: cytokine activity; oncostatin-M receptor binding. Gene Ontology annotation, biological process: oncostatin-M-mediated signaling pathway; immune response. Lineage: Eukaryota; Metazoa; Chordata; Mammalia; Rodentia; Heteromyidae. The record is from RefSeq and is a predicted model, not a curated record. The coding region runs from base 1 to 723 and encodes 240 amino acids. Gene Ontology annotation, cellular component: extracellular region. The transcript has 2 exons.